AAAGCUCAUCAGCUGACUCCAGCUUUUCAUCAGAAAAAUAUACAGAAGACUUCAGAUACACAUAUCGUUAUAAACACAUCUUAAAAUAAUGACUGACUAUAAAAAUUUCAACAAGUGCACAAUGAAGAUUAUCCUUGGUGUCUACUUCUGUGCUCUUUCAUACGCAAUGUCCCUUAACAAGGAUGCCGCUACAGUUGAUAAUUCACUACAAGUUGCAAACACAGGUUUGGAAGAAAGAAGCGAAAAGUGUGUUAAAUGGAAUUAUCUUUGUGGUCCUCCCGGAAAAAAAACCUACCCUCCUUGUUGUUCUAAUUAUUACUGUCGAUGCAACAGUUUUUGGAAAACAACGUGCCGAUGUCAUGGAUCGAGUUUAGGUUCUUUGCAAGGCUGUUAGUCAUGAGGAACAAAAGAGAAUCGAACCCGUUUUGUUCUAUUCCUGUUUCUUUUUUUAUUUACUUGUCAUCUUUAUUUUCCUUUCUUGUGUCUUGAAGAAAUAUUCUCUAAAAUGUCAACUUUCGCUUAAAUUACUUUGCUUUUAUGUUUUGUUCCUCGUUUACGUCAGUGCUUCUCAAUUGUGUGACCCCCCCCCCUACAAGGUUCUGGGUUGCAUAUGUUUACAAUCAACAGGGAUUUCAUAAAUCUGUCGUUUCAAACAAUA
Octopus bimaculoides (California two-spot octopus) is the source of this 658-nucleotide messenger RNA. RefSeq lists its product as uncharacterized. The record is from RefSeq and is a predicted model, not a curated record. NCBI's taxonomy places the organism in Eukaryota, Metazoa, Mollusca, Cephalopoda, Octopoda, Octopodidae.